AUGGUGCUGGUGAAGAUGUCGAUGGAGAUCGACCCCCUCCCGCUUUUUGAGAUGGUGAUCAAUGCCCCGACUAAAGCAGAGCAGAUGGUGAAAACAAUACAGGAGAAUACUCAAGUCGUGAACAAGAAGCUUGAAACUAUGGAUACUUAUCAUAAAGUGAAAAAGAUCGUCGAGAAUGGGGUGGGGGAUGGAGCAACCCCGGUCAAGGUGAACUCCGUGCAGAAUGCGUUGGGGAAUGGAGCCAAGAACUUAGGAGCUGGACCUGGAGCUGUUGCACCUGCAAGUGGAGCUGUUGGUGUUCCAGCGCCUGGAGCUGUUGACACAGCAAGUGGAGCUGUUGGUGUUACAGCACCUGGAGCUGUUGACUCUGCAGUUGUAGCUGUUGGUGUUCCAGCACCUGGAGCAGCUGACUCUGCAAGUGCAGCGGUUGGUGCUGGUGGCGUGAUUGGAGCGGACUCUGCAACCGGUGCUUGUGGUGCCAACUCGGUGACUGUUGCUCGUGGAAAGUGCGGUGGCCUGGUUCCUAAGGUCGAGAAUGGGGUGGGGGAUGGAGCAACCCCGGUCAAGGUGAACUCCGUGCAGAAUGCGUUGGGGAAUGGAGCCAAGAACUUAGGAGCUGGACCUGGAGCUGCUGCACCUGCAAGUGGAGCUAUUGGUGUUCCAGCACCUGGAGCUGUUGACCCAGCAAGUGGAGCUGUUGGUGUUACAGCACCUGGAGCUGUUGACUCUGUAGUUGUAGCUGUUGGUGUUCCAGCACCUGGAGCAGCUGACUCUGCAAGUGCAGUGGUUGGUGCUGGUGGCGUGACUGGAGCGGACUCUACAACCGGUGCUUGUGGUGCCAACUCGGUGACUGUUGCUCGUGGUGCGCCAGGAGCUCCAGCAGGAGUUGGACCCAAGGGCGAGUGA
This is a messenger RNA of Aegilops tauschii subsp. strangulata, 906 nucleotides long. The record is from RefSeq and is a predicted model, not a curated record. NCBI's taxonomy places the organism in Eukaryota, Viridiplantae, Streptophyta, Magnoliopsida, Poales, Poaceae.